UCUCUCUCUCUCAAAACAGAGAGAACCAGAGCAAUGUCACUACCAACAGCUCUGCUACAAACCCAAACCUCCAAACUCUUCUCUCUCCCUGCACCUCUCACUCUCUCUCCACCCAACCGAACCCUGACAUUCCCACGAAAAACCCCCACUCUCUCAACCUCCUUACGCUCAGUCCCAAGCCAACAACAAGAAUCCAACGCCAAUUACGAAGACGAAGAAGAAGAACACGUCAUCGGGGAUUGCGUCGUAUUCGAGGAGGGUAUAUUCGAAGACCCUUACCUUCAACAAGCCCUCGAUUCUCCUCUAAACUCGCCGAAAUGGAACAACAACAACAGUAGUAAUCGAAAAGUCGAAGUCGAGGCGGAGGAUUUGGUUCCGGAGAAAUGGAAGGAUGUUCAGGCGGAGAUCAACAUAACGAAGAAGGAGAAGCGGGUGAUGAAGCGGGAAAUGGAGUUUGGGCGAAGGGUUGAGAGGAUGAGGCAGGGGUUGGUUCCGAUUGAGGGUAGUGGGUUUAGAGUUAGGGUUGAGGAGUAUGUGGCGGGUAGGAGUGAGAAGUUGGUGGUUAAUGAUGGGAAUGAGAGGAAGGGUGGAGAGAGGAGUGAGAGAGUGGCGCCAAGGAACCCUAGGUUGGGGGUUUAUGGGGGGACUUUGGAUGAUAUUACGGAGUUUUUCAGUAGUGGGAGCUAUGAUCCUAAAUCUACCCAAAACAAUGAAGGCCACCGUAAGUUGUUUACAAAGGAGGAGAAGGUGCUACUUAAUAGGCGGAUACCUGAAUUGUCUGCUGCGACCUCUGACAAGUGGCAACCUCUUCACUCCCUUGCUGCAUCAGGAGAGUUUUACCUUGUCAAUGCUUUGUUUAAACAUAAUGUUGAUAUCAACAUCAAGGACAAGGAUGGGCUGACUGUGCUUCACAAAGCAGUAAUUUCCAAAAAGCAAGCGAUAUUUAACUAUCUUUUGAGAGAAUCUGCAAAUCCUUUUGUUCGAGACAAAGAUGGGGCCACAUUGAUGCACUAUGCUGUUCGCACAGCUUCAAGUCCAAUGAUAAAAGUUCUUCUCUUGUAUAAUGUUGAUAUAAACCUCCAAGACAAUGAUGGCUGGACACCGUUACAUCUUGCUGUUCAAACUCGCAGAACAGACAUAGUGAGACUUUUGCUAAUCAAAGGAGCUGAUAAGACAGUAAAAGCCCAAGAUGGUUUAACACCACUUGACCUUUGCCUCUAUUCUGGUCAAGAUGCGAGGACCUAUGAGCUAAUCAAGCUGAUGAAACAGCUUCCCAAGCCGCGGUAACAGCUUUGACUACGGACUGACUCAUCAUUGUUAUGGUUUGCCGGCUCGCUGUCGAUUUACACCAUUUACCGGGAUCAUGUGAUUUUGACAAAGAAGAAAAUGCAGCUGAGGCUACAAACAGCAGUGGGCUUUGUUGCCUCCUCCCACCCUCGUCUUGAGGUUUGUCUCUCUAAGAUUGAGUCCAAUAGUUUAAGCAGCCAUUGCUGCAGGAAAUCUUAUUAUCUAUCGGUUAAUGAAAUUCCCUUGAAUCUGAUGGUGGUGGUCUGAGCAAAGCAUUAAUGGGUUUGUUUGUAAAUUGUAAAUGACAAUCAGUAUAGGUGAGACAUUUUCCCCUGUGUUUAGGGCCUUAAAUGUAACAUAGACUAAUAAGAUUAAAGCAUCUUCUGAGACGUGUUUGUGAUGAAA
Messenger RNA from Rhododendron vialii, 1692 nucleotides. Its product is annotated as ankyrin repeat domain-containing protein, chloroplastic. The record is from RefSeq and is a predicted model, not a curated record. Bases 34 to 1287 code for a protein of 417 amino acids. Gene Ontology annotation, biological process: protein targeting to chloroplast. Gene Ontology annotation, molecular function: chloroplast targeting sequence receptor activity; protein binding. NCBI's taxonomy places the organism in Eukaryota, Viridiplantae, Streptophyta, Magnoliopsida, Ericales, Ericaceae. Gene Ontology annotation, cellular component: chloroplast outer membrane. The transcript is spliced from 7 exons.